Salvia miltiorrhiza (redroot sage) is the source of this 2009-nucleotide messenger RNA. RefSeq lists its product as uncharacterized. The record is from RefSeq and is a predicted model, not a curated record. NCBI's taxonomy places the organism in Eukaryota, Viridiplantae, Streptophyta, Magnoliopsida, Lamiales, Lamiaceae. The transcript is spliced from 11 exons. Bases 200 to 1756 code for a protein of 518 amino acids.
AGUGUACUUUUUUUUUUUAGAACAUUUCACAAAAAUGUGCAUUAGCCAUCUUUUUUGAACAGUCUGCCACCAACUCGUUAUUUCUUACAAGGAUUUUACAAGGCAUUCUGUGUUGAGCUAGAAAAAACGGCGGGAAAGUUGGAGCAAAAACGAGAGCAUUAACACCGUAUAGCUCAAAACCCAAGAGCUAAUAGUAGAAAUGUCAAAUUCAUCUUCCGAAGCGCAUGAUGAUGGUGAUGGAGUGGAAGAGUUAAGGGAGCCGCCUUCUCAAAAUCCUUCGGCCCCUCCUCACGAGUCAUUCGACGUUUCAACAACGGUUGAUCCUAGUUACGUGAUAUCUUUGAUAAGGAAACUUCUGCCAUCAGAUGCCAAGGAUGGUGAACAUGCUACUCGGACUGGUUUGAUUCGUGAAGAACCGAGAGCUGAAGGCAUAAUAGAGGAUGCCACGGGCUUGCCUCAAAAUGGUGGAGAGGCUGAAGCAAUGGAAUCUUCUGAGAACCACGACGUACGGGAACCACCGAAUGAUUAUCAAAAUGAAGGUGGUUCUGUAGGAGAACAAACGUGGGAAGAGUCUGGAUGCAUUUUAUGGGAUCUUGCCGCAAGUGAAGAUCAUGCCCAAUUUAUGGUUCAAAAUCUUAUACUUGAAGUGCUUUUGGCUAGUCUUGUUGUUUCUCCAUCCUCGCGGAUUACUGAGAUUAGUCUUGGCAUUAUCGGAAACCUUUCUUGCCAUGAAACUUCCCGAAAAUGUAUAGCCUCUGUUAAUGGAUUGGUUGGAGCCAUAGUGGAGCAAUUACUUAUUGAUGAUGUACCUUGCCUCUGUGAAGCUUGCAGGGUGUUAAGCUUGUGCAUACAAGGAAGUGAAGGUGUUAUUUGGGCAGAAGCAUUGCAGCCUGAGCAUAUCCUCUCUCGUAUCCUCUGGAUUGCUGAAAAUGCUCUGAAUCCACAACUUAUUGAAAGGAGUGUAGGUUUAUUGUUGGCUGUUUUAGAAAGUCGACAGGAAGUAGCAGCCAUUCUUCUUCCUCCUUUGUUGAAAUUGGGCCUGUCGAGUCUUCUGAUCAAACUCUUGGCUUUUGAAAUGACCAAAUUAAAGGAAGAUAGGAGACCCGAGAGGUAUAGUGUGCUGGAUCUGAUUCUACGGACAAUUGAAGAGCUCUCGACUAUGGAUAACUAUUCACAAGAAAUAUGUGAAAACAAAGAGCUGUUGCAAUUAGUACGAGAGCUGAUCAUACUUCCUGAUAAAUUUGAGGUUGCCAGUUCUUGUGUGACAGCUGCAGUGUUGAUAGCAAAUAUCCUUACUGAUGUAGCCCAUUUCGCUUCUGAGUUAUCACAAGAUCUGAGCUUCUUGCAGGGUCUAUUUGAUGUGUUCCCAUUUGCUUCUGAGGACACAGAAGCUCAGAUUGCAAUUUGGAGCAUUAUUUCAAGAAUAUUGACAGUACUUCAGGAAAGGGAGAUGACUCCGUCAGUGUUGAACUUUCUCGUCUCAAUUCUUGCAAGCAAAUUGGAUCUGAUUGAAGAUGAACUCCUUGCGCACCCAUCAGAUCGUGGAGAACACAGUACUCCUGAUACUUCUGGCACUAAAGUUGAUGCUAGACUUAUUUCUAUGAAAAGAACCUCCGAUAUUCUGACAUACUGGAAAUCAUCUGAUGAUAGCGUAAAGAACACUUCUUUUGCUGAAGGCUGCCGCAUUAAUGAAGAAGUUGUUGAUAAACUGUUAGAUCACUGUCGCAAAGCUUCCAGGUUUACUACCAGCCUAUAGUUUUCCAUCUGGAUUCUAGAACGAGGAUUUUGAAGUACUUAACCUAGAUGUGAUUCUGUCAUCAAGCAAGGAGUCAAAUUGUGGUCGAGCUGUGUGAAAACUCAAUUGACCAGUUGUAAAGCAAUUCCGCAUCUUUCUUCUUCUUUAUAUGGUUAUACCCUUUACCUACUGUGAUUCGUUUCAUCAUAUGUGAAAACAACAAAUAUGGAAGGGGGAUUCUUCAUAUAUUGAUUACAUGAUGUUAACUGAGAAA